Messenger RNA from Ceratotherium simum simum (southern white rhinoceros), 1046 nucleotides. It is a transcript of the gene BCL2L12, whose product is annotated as BCL2 like 12. NCBI's taxonomy places the organism in Eukaryota, Metazoa, Chordata, Mammalia, Perissodactyla, Rhinocerotidae. The record is from RefSeq and is a predicted model, not a curated record. Gene Ontology annotation, biological process: regulation of extrinsic apoptotic signaling pathway.
CGCCACCAACGCGACCCAGUGCGCAGGCGCGGGAAAGUGGCACUAAUAAAGAAAAGUUUAUACAAGUGGUGGAAGAGGCGGCGGCGGCGGGGCCCGGGACCAGGUGCCCCCAUGGCAGGCUCGGAAGAGCUGGGGCUCCGGGAGGACACGCUGAGGGUCCUAGCUGCCUUCCUUAGGCGAGGUGAGGCUGCCGGGCCCCUUGGUCCAACUCCGCCCAGGAUCCCUGCCCAGCAGGAGCCGACAGACUUCCUGAGCCGCCUUCGAAGAUGUCUUCCCUGCUCCCUGGGGCGAGCAGCAGUUCCCCCCGAGUCCCCGCGGCCUUGCUCCUUGCCCCUCCACCCCUGCUAUGGUUCAGAGCCUGGCCCAGCUACUCCAGACUUCUAUGCCCUGGUAGCCCAGCGGCUGGAACAGCUAGUCCAAGAGCAACUGAGAUCCCCACCUAGCCCAGAGUUACAGGGCCCUCCACCCACAGAGAAGGAAGCCCUGCUGCGGAGGCUGGUGGCCCUGCUGGAGGAGGAGGCAGAAGUCGUCAACCAGAAGCUGGCCUCGGACCCCGCCCUGCGCGGAAAGCUGGCGCGCCUCUCCGCCGGCUCCUUCGCCCGCCUGGUGGAGCUGUUCUCCAGCCGCGAGGGCAACCCUCGCCCCGGCCGCGCACGCCCCUUGACGCCGUGCCCCGGGCCCCCGCCGCCUUCCCCGGAGCCCCUGGCCCGCCUGGCCCUGGCCAUGGAGCUGAGCCGGCGCGUGGCCAGGUUGGGGGGCACCCUAGCUGGACUCAGCGUGGAGCACGUGCACAGCUUCGCGCCCUGGAUCCAGGCCCACGGGGGCUGGGAGGGCAUCCUGGCCGUUUCACCCGUGGACUUGACCUUGCCCCUGGACUGAGAUCUCCCUGAGAAGCUGCUACAAGACUGGACCUCAUGUCUCUCUCUCUGUGUGCUUUCCCCAAGCCUUCCUAUUCCACUCGGGGCUGUGGGGUGGUGGCUGCUCUCCCUGUUUUUGCCAAAAAGAAAUUGUUUAAAAUUUUUUCAUAUUAAAAACUUUUUCAAGUA